AUCCUGAGUGUGACGCAGGAGUCAGUGGGGACAAUCAUGGUGUUUGACUUGGCUCUUUUGUCCUGUUUGAAGUACAAGUUAUAUAUGCCUGAUACUGUUGGAGCUCUCCUCUCCAUACCUUCUUCUGCUCUGAUACUCACUGAAAUGAAUCCACUACGCAUCUCUGUGGUUCUGGUUCUGCUGGUGGGUCAGUGGGCCCAGGCCAGUGUUCUGUUCCCUGAGUGUGACUCUCCUGAGGCAGAGGAGGCUGCUCUGGUGGCUCAGGAUUAUCUCAACGAACAGCACUCUCAUGGCUACAAGUAUGCUUUGAACAGGAUUGAGGACAUCAAAGCCUAUGUUUUGGUAAGUUGUGUAUUUGUUGAGAAAGUUGCCCCUGUUUUCAAGAGUUAAACUGAGACAAGGGAUGCAGAACAUACAAAAUUAUUGUCAGGUUAACUUUUCUUUGCCACUAACAUGAUUAUAUAAUAUAAAGAAUGAGACUGUAGGAUAUGGUGAGAAUAGUAGUUUUGAAUAAAUAUGACACAGACAAUUUAAAAUGAUUUGGGAAAGAUGCAUUUCCCAGAUCCUCAAUAGCAAUUAAAGUUGUUUAAAGACAAAAAUUAAUUCGCUCACAAACGUUUUUUCUUCUUUUUAAAUGGUGCUUUCACCAUUCCUUCCUUUAAUUGUUUUAUUUCAUGUUAGCUCCAUAUAUAAACUGAAAUACAUCCCCCAACACUUGGGAGAAAACAACUCUCUCAGCUCUGAGCCUGUAACAGCAGAGCAGAGCUAUGUCCAAUAUCUGUCUGAUGUAGUAGAAAUGUAAAAAUAAACGAAUAAAUGAAUAAAUAAAUAAAUAAAUAUAAUUUAAAAAAUACCUGAUAUAAGUUUUACCUCUCCAUAGCCUUCAGGAGACACCAUGUACACUCUGGAAAUUGAGCUGUUGGAGACAGAUUGUCAUGUGCUGGAUCCUACACCUCUUGCAAACUGCACAGUCAGACCCAAAGUACUGACGGUAAGACACUUAGACAGAGAAGCCUUCAUACCAAAGCUGAAGAAAGAAGACCAACUAAAAGGGCUCUUAUGGGACUUGGAUUGUGUCUAUGUCUCUCUCGUUAGGCAGUAGAAGGAGACUGUGACGUGGUGCUGAAGAAGGCUGGAGGAGUUCUGACUGUCACAGCAUUUAAAUGUAAAACAGAAGGUAACCCCCCCCAAAACACACACAUACACACACACCACCAAAAGCAAAGACACCUUCAUACUUACCCUACAUUUCUUUUACCACAUACAGAAUCAACAGAAGACUUAUGUCUGGGCUGUCCAACCCUACUUCCCCUGAAUGACACUGCAGCUCUGGACUUUGUCCAUGCCUCUCUGGUUACCUUUAAUAACUUCACUGCAAACGAGACCUAUUCAAUUCUGGAGGUUGGACGGAUGUCUUCACAGGUUUGUCUGGAAGGUUUCAUGCACAAGCACAUUAGAUGACCUAAGAUGACCUGUGUCUGCAAAUAUCUAUACAUUUUUUCAUUCCUUGUUUCAGAUCGUUUCUGGUGGGCCGGCCUAUUUGGCAGAAUAUAUUAUAAUUGAGGCUAAUUGCAUGAAUGAUUCCUGUGUACCCAUGAAUGACACCAUGGCUGUAAGUACAGAGAUUCAGAUUUUAACCAAGAAUUAGAAAUAUUAAGGAGUGUUUUAAAUUUAAUAUUCAAAGUUGAGCUCACAGGCACAUUGAAAAAACUUUGCAAAAAUGGUAAACCUGGACACUCAACCAGUCAAAACAGGGCAAAUUACACCUUUAUGUUUUUUUCCCAACCAGGCACGUGGUAUCUGUAUUGCUAAGGGUUUGGCUGCUGACCACACAGUGGACUGUAGGAUGUUUGGAACUCUGGUAAAAUAGUCUAUAAAAAAAGCAUGUUGCCUUAGGAGAGGUCAUACACUUUAUUAAUUUUAUCAAUUAUUUUUCCUUACCAUGUGAUAAAUGCUUAUAAACCUUUUCAGAUGCCUGCUGUGGAUGUCAACAGCACAGCAGCUGCAGCUCCUGCAGCUCCUGCCAUGCCACCCAAGCACGGUCUAAGAUUCCACAAACUGACGACCUUCCACAACCCUGAACUGAACGUCCUCCUGUCUGCGGAGUCAGCAGAGUCAGCUGAGGUUGUACCUGUAGUCCCUGUGGUUGUUGAAAUAGAUGUACUACCAGCUGCUGAUCCUUCCUCAGCUCCUGCCGAUCCAGCUGCUGAUCCUGCCACAACUCCUGCCGAUCCAGCUGCUGAGCCAACUGCCGAUUCUGCCACUGAUGCUCCUGCUCCUGUUCCAGAUGAUGACAGUACAUCUGCCGCAGAUGUUCCCUCCAGUAAGGAGUCCCCUCUUAUGUUUAAGAGAGAUGUUGAUGCUGUAUCUGCCCCUCCAUCUCAAACUGGUCCUAUUUCCCUCAUGCCAGUGUGCCCAGGAAAGGUCCGAUUUUUUUAAGCAUUCAGAUCCCACGGGCUGUUACGAUUUCUUUCAGUGUACCUGUGGCUCAAAGAGAUACAUGAGCAUGUCUUGUGAUAAAAAAAGCAUACCUGGGGGACUUCUUGAAACCUCAAACAAAAUGUAUUUAAAACUGAAUCAUAUAUAAGCUUUAUGCAUUUCAAGACAACUAAGUGUUUGUAAAAAGUAUUCUGAAGAUCAUCAUUUGGUGCUGUGAAAUAAACCUCAUAAGAACAUGCUUUGUUCAUUUGGUACUCAUACAUCCUUUAAAGGUUUUACAAUACCUCUUCUCCAGUUUAUCUAACAGUAAUCAAUGAGAUUUAGAGAUACCGAAGGCCUUUUACAAGUUUGAUAGAGGGAAAUUGAUAGCCUAUGUACACAAAAGCACUAGUACCAAAAAAGCAUUUACUCAUUCAUGUCAAAUCUCUGAUUGCAAAACAGAGCUGUUUGCCAAUUUUGUUGACUCAUAUCAGGGACAUUCCUGUGAACCCAUUGACAUUUCCACUGACACAUUUCCCAUUUACUGAAAAAAGUAUAUCCUACUUAAACUCUCUGCAACACCAAACAAUGCUUUUAAAUACACAGAUUUACAUAAAUCUAAAAAAAAAAGAUUCACAUUCAGCAGAUAUGAGAUAUUUCAGAGGAGAGGACUUUUCUGUGUCUGGGUUUUUCUUAUUGGGGCCAAUGUUAAUGAGUGGGCAAUUCUUAGUGGUAUUUACUCAAUAGGUCAAUGUUCAGGAAGUAACAGUUCAUGGUAACGCAAAACGAGCAAGACAAAUAAGUUCAACAAGGGCAUUGGCCUUUUGUUUCUGCACAGCGGAUAUAAAACCAACAUGUAGCGACUGUAUACUCGUCAACUGGUCAAAGAAAAAACAAAAAGCUGUCCUUGAAAGCCCACGCAAUGAAGAGAUAAGGACUCAAACAACAUGCUUGCCCAUUCAUGCCAUGAAAAUGCAACCCUUACAAUUGUAGGAAAAAACAAUGUAAAGCUUAUUUUGAUGUGUUUACCAGAAGUAAAAAUCAAGAGGGUAAA
Molecule: messenger RNA, 3472 nt
Organism: Xyrichtys novacula (pearly razorfish)
Lineage: Eukaryota; Metazoa; Chordata; Actinopteri; Labriformes; Labridae
Source: the annotation of a GenBank genome assembly